UCUUCAUCAAUAAUUCUUUUGCUCUUUCUAUGGUAUAGUAAUCAGAGAAGAAAUAGUUUUUUCCGCGUUGCUUCGCACAGACACUCAAACAAGAAAGCAACUGAAAGGUAAAAACUUCAUUCAAACACAUGCAAUUCAAAGAAUAAGAAAAGAAAUCAUUCCUGUUGGAUGAAGAUUUCGCGUUCUUUGAUUGAAUUUCCGUCACUGCAUGAGAAGACCAGCUGCUUUGACUAAGGAAAAAAAAAAAGGAGCUGAGCUUGUGGUACAUAUCAACAAACCUGUGAAAACCCUGAGACAAGACGGAGUACUCCACCCGAUUUGUGAAAGAAGAAGCUUAGGUUACAAACGCCUGUUUGACUUCGAAUGGUGAAAUGUCAACUGAUAAAGAGACAGCACUGACGCCACUCAAAGCUGGUGGUUUCAAACCCAGCGAGAAAGAAAGGGAACGACUACGAACAGUGACUGCGUUUUUCGUAUUUGGAGCACUGAUUUACGCGACAUAUUCGUUGGUCAUAGCGGGUGCUCAAGACAUUCUGGCGGGAACAUUCAUUCAGACUUCCAUGGUUUUGGUCGCAGACAUCGGACCAUAUUUCGCUGUCACAUUAAUUGCGCCUUAUUUCAUGCAAAAGAUUCCUUACUUUGUUCGAAUCGCCACAGUAUUCCUGACUGGAAUCGUCGGAUUUCUCAUGCUUGCAUUUGCUAAGCAAGUUCAUUGGAAAUUAAUUGGCGUCGGGAUAGCGUCGUUUGGUUAUGGAGUGGGAGAAGUGACUUUUCUGGCCCUAACGUCUUUUUACCACGAAGUCACAGUCAGCGCCUAUUCAGCGGGUACAGGAGCGGGAUUUAUAAUCGCACCUUUAUAUUAUACAGCCAUGACAACAUGGGCUUGUGUUUCACCAAACGCCACCAUAUUAAUCAUGGCGGCCAUGCUGUUAUUGAUCUUUGUUUGUUACUACGUUAUGGACAAGAAACAUCUUGGGUCUCCCAGUUACAGUUCCCCCGAGGCUAGUGAACACGGAAUAAAAUACACACCCAUACAGGCUGAUGACGCCGAAGCUGAAGAUACAAAGUCAGAAGACAAUGAAAACGACAACUCACUCUCUUAUCAAGAAAAGCUCAUGAUCCUCUCUCAGAUGCUUCCCAAUUUGAUACCGAUUUAUAUUGCCUGGUUCUCAGAAUAUACGAUAAUCCAAUCCGUCAUUACAACUUUGGCAUUUCCCAACGCGCCAUUCAGACCACGUGACCACUACCAGUACUACAUUUUCGUAUUCCUGGGAGGUGAGGUUGUGGGACGGUCUUACCUCGUGGUACUUUCUUACGUGAAAGCAGAAUGGGCCGAAAAAGCUAAAUUCCCGUAUCUAUGGGUCCUUUCGACGAUAGAAGUCAUGCACCUUCUGUUCUUCGUCUUCGCUGCCUGGUAUCGUUUUCUACCGAACGUUUGGAUCGUACUGGUGUUGUCAUUCACGGGUGGGGCUACCAUCGGAGUUUUUUUCGUCAACGCAUUGGCAUUCUUCAGAGACAGAUUCGAUGAUCGAUAUAAGGAGUUCGCCAUGGGGUACACCGUGGUGGCCAUGGGAGGGGGUACUUUCACGGCCUCGAUGGUCGGCCUUAUGACUGAGCCCCUGUUAAGAAGGCACUGUAUGGUGCUUCUGAAGAGCGAUGAUUAUUGUUUUACUCGGUCAAAAGCCCGAGAGCAUAUCAUGUCCCAAUGCCUCGUAAAAUCGUCAAAGUAACUCACGGCGAUUCGUGUCCCCUUUGGAAGCAUUUCAUUAAUUCUAAAUUCACACCUUAUGAUUUUGAACAUGCUUUCAAUAUUCUUGUAGCCGACCAUGGCUGGUCGUUUUUUGGGAUAGUCAUGAUGAGAUUUAAUAACGGGAAUUCGAAUUCAAUGAUGAAUAAAUCAAUAAAAUGGGUUGGAA
Molecule: messenger RNA, 1916 nt
Organism: Stylophora pistillata
Lineage: Eukaryota; Metazoa; Cnidaria; Anthozoa; Scleractinia; Pocilloporidae
Biological process (GO): regulation of intracellular pH
Cellular component (GO): membrane; vacuole
Source: RefSeq, a predicted model, not a curated record